Messenger RNA from Homo sapiens (human), 2866 nucleotides. RefSeq names its product mediator complex subunit 30 (gene MED30). Gene Ontology annotation, molecular function: ubiquitin protein ligase activity. NCBI's taxonomy places the organism in Eukaryota, Metazoa, Chordata, Mammalia, Primates, Hominidae. Bases 165 to 638 code for a protein of 157 amino acids. The record is from RefSeq and is marked validated. The transcript has 4 exons. Gene Ontology annotation, biological process: protein ubiquitination. Gene Ontology annotation, cellular component: nucleus; ubiquitin ligase complex; mediator complex.
GUGUUACGUCACAGUGGGCGGAAGUCGCGGCCGCUGUUUUGAAAUCGGGCCGCGGGGGGUCUCUCAAGCUGGUUCCAACGCUGAGGCCCCACAGCCUCCCAAUUCCGGGCAGACCCCUGACACCUGCUGUCUGGCCCCUUCCGGCCUGAAGCUGCAGCCGCGCCAUGUCCACCCCUCCGUUGGCCGCGUCGGGGAUGGCGCCCGGGCCCUUCGCCGGGCCCCAGGCUCAGCAGGCCGCCCGGGAAGUCAACACGGCGUCGCUGUGCCGCAUCGGGCAGGAGACAGUGCAGGACAUCGUGUACCGCACCAUGGAGAUCUUCCAGCUCCUGAGGAACAUGCAGCUGCCAAAUGGUGUCACUUACCACACUGGAACAUAUCAAGACCGGUUAACAAAGCUACAGGAUAAUCUUCGCCAACUUUCAGUUCUCUUCAGGAAGCUGAGAUUGGUAUAUGACAAAUGCAAUGAAAACUGUGGUGGGAUGGAUCCCAUUCCAGUCGAGCAACUUAUUCCAUAUGUGGAAGAAGAUGGCUCAAAGAAUGAUGAUCGGGCUGGCCCACCUCGUUUUGCUAGUGAAGAGAGGCGAGAAAUUGCUGAAGUAAAUAAAGCAUUGUCCUCAGUACCAGAAUUUCUUCCAUGAAGCAGCUGGAUGUGUUGUCGGCUAUAUACUCAUUUCACAUGAGUGGACAAGUUUCUUCUUGGAGAACAUAAGACUCCAGUGGAAACAAAGCAGCACCUGUUUCAUGUACCCAUUUCAUGUUUUGAUGAAUAUUUACAGAAACAAAAGUAUUGUGCCAUAUUUUUAAUACAUUGGCAUUUGGUUGUAUUAAAUAAGUUGCUUUAUAGAUCUGUGUAAUUUAUAAUAAAAUUAUAUUAUUUGCAUUCAAUUAAAAAGUCAGAAUUUUAUUACAAUGAAUAUUUUCUUUCUUUCUAAAUAAGCUACCUAAAAUAAGUAGAUUUAUAUACCCCUCAGCUGACCCUCAGUCAUUUUCAAGAUAUUAUCAUAUCAUUGUGUACUUGAAAUUGUGCAGAAGAACAUAUUGAUGGUGUGUUUACUAUUUAGUCGUUAUGGUCUGUCUGGUUUCUAACAAUACAAAAACCACCAAUAACUAUCCUGGUGCUAUGAAACUUUGAGGCACAUGAUUUGUAGUCAGUAUUUGAUGUAAAUCAUCAUAAGACAAUAUGGCUGGUUUUAAUAGUCAAAUUCGUGGUUUAUUUAAAUACUUUUCAUUUUCUCUUAAUAUAUCCUGGAAUCCUUAAGCCAAAUACCCAUUUAAAGGAUGGACACUUGUUUGAGACCAUAUGCUUUAGGUGCAGGGGUGUCCAAUCUUUUGGCUUCCCUGGGCCACAUUGUAAGAAGAAGAAUUGUUUUGGGCCACAUAUAAACUAUACUAACAUUAAUGAUAGCUGAGAAGCCAAAAUAUAAAAAAAUCACGAAAAACAUCUCAUAAUGUUUUAAGAAAGCUUACAAAUUUGUAUUGGGCUGCACUCACAGCCGACUGGGGCCACAUGUGGCCUGUGGGCCACAGUUGGACAAGCUUGCUUUGGGGACAUCAGAAUGAGUUUUAUUUUGCUUAACGCUCUUUUCUUGAUGGUAAAAUGAAAUUGAAAAAGAUAGUAGGUAGUAUUUACAAGGUUGGCAUUGAGUCCAUGCAUUUAGAAAGUAAACCAUUUUUUGUCAAGUGUCACAGCUUUUGUGUGAAUAUUACAUUACAUGGUAUCAGUUAGCAUCAACUUUUUUUAAGUAUUUAGUCUACUUACACAUUCGCCUGUUAAUGUACAAAAUUGGGCACAGCUGAUGGAUUUUGAAAAUAGCAGCUGUCAACGUCUGUUAAAAUCAAUCAGUGGCAAGACUGUGUAUAUUAAAUCCUAUAUCGUGUCAUGAAAAUUUAUUUACACUUUAGCCUCUAAUAAGCAUAAGUGUCAGCUUUGCUGUUGAUCAUUUUCAUGACAUGUUUUGACUCUGGAUAUUUUAUUUGUAUGCUAAUUUUUUUAAUUUAAAACUUUGUGGCAUCUUUGAGAAACGCUAUCCCAAGAGCCUUAUAAUAUAUUAAUUAUUUAAAAAUUUUCUAUUCCCCAGUGUUGAAUAUUAUCUUGAAAAUACCCUACAAAUUUUAGUUGUUACUUUUUUAAAAAACAAUUACGAGGCUUAAAUAAAAAAGAGUACCAGAAUGUAUAUUUCCAAAUGAGGAUUCUUGAGAGUAGUCUUAUUGGUAGGUUAUGCAUUUAUUUCAGUGGUGAGACCAUUGUGAUAGCCAGCUGCAAGCCCUGAGUUGAUACUGAUUAUAAAGUCUGUUUUUAACCACCCAGAUGACCAAUUGUCAUCUUAUGUAUGGGUAUGCAGAAAGUACAACUGGCAGAGACCUUAGAUUUUAUAAUCCAAUUACAUAAAUGAGAAAACCAAGAAGAAGGAAUUUAUCUAAGAUCAAAUACCAAGUUAGAGGCAAAGUUGGAACUGGGACCGAGAUUGCCAGCCUCCCAAUAUAGCACUUUUAUAUUCCUCUGUUUUGCUGCUACUCUUGAUUGCUGGCAGAAGUGUUGGUUUCUUGGUCUCUGUGAUGAAAAAGACUUUAUAGGCUUGGUUAUUCUUCAUCUUUCCCAGCAAUUUGAAUCAAUUUUGUUAGAUAUAUACAACCACUUAAAUAACAGACUAUCACUUACUUAUGAUAACAGAAUAUAGAAGAUGGGUCAUCUGAAAACUUGUGCAAGGGAGACUAACUAAAAAUACCAGCAGUUUUUGUUUCCCGAAGACUGUGUUAAAGUGAGCUUUAGAGUCGAGCCCUGUGUACUGUAUAGUCCUGUUUUUCUCUGACUGCAUUGUGCUAGUUCUCUUUUCAAAUGUGAAUUAAAUUCAGUUAUGAAAGAUUA